GGUUGUUCCAGAGGUGGGAGGCGGCACCCGUGGCUGUGAAGGAGGCCUGAGAGCGACAUGUCCCCGGCGGCUGAGGCAGAGCGGCCCGUGGCGCUGUUUGUCUGAGUCCAGGGCGGCCUGGCGGCCGGCUGAGGAAGAGGGUCGGCGGAGGCUGCCCCCGCUGUAGUGGCCGCCAUGCUGGGGGCCCGGGCAGCUGAGGGAGUCGCCGUGGCGCUUCUGAGGCUGCUGCUGCUGCUGCUGCUGUCGGCGCUCCGGGGGCCGGGGCUCGGCGUGGUCGGCACGGCGGGGGCUGGGCUGUCGGACAGCGUUAUUUGGGCGGUCAACGCGGGCGGCGAGGCGCAUGUGGACGUGCACGGGAUUCACUUCCGCAAGGACCCUUUGGAAGGCCGGGUGGGCCGAGCCUCUGACUAUGGCAUGAAACUGCCAAUCCUGCGUUCCAACCCUGAGGACCAGAUCCUAUAUCAAACAGAGCGGUACAAUGAGGAGACCUUUGGCUACGAAGUGCCCAUCAAAGAUGAGGGAGACUAUGUGUUGGUGUUGAAAUUUGCCGAGGUCUACUUUGCACAGUCCCAGCAGAAGGUAUUUGAUGUGCGAUUGAAUGGCCACGUGGUGGUGAAGGACUUGGAUAUCUUUGAUCGAGUUGGGCACAGCACAGCUCAUGAUGAAAUCAUCCCUAUGAGCAUCAGAAAGGGGAAGCUGAGCGUCCUAGGGGAGGUGUCCACCUUCACAGGGAAACUCUACAUUGAGUUCGUCAAGGGUUACUAUGACAAUCCCAAAGUAUGUGCACUCUACAUCAUGGCUGGGACAGUGGAUGAUGUACCAAAGCUGCAGCCUCAUCCAGGAUUGGAGAAGAAAGAAGAGGAAGAAGAAGAAGAAGAAUACGAUGAAGGGUCUAAUCUCAAAAGACAGACCAAUAAGAACCGGGUGCAGUCAGGCCCCCGCACACCCAACCCCUAUGCCUCGGACAACAGCAGCCUCAUGUUCCCCAUCCUGGUGGCCUUCGGAGUCUUCAUUCCAACCCUCUUCUGCCUCUGCCGGUUGUGAGGACAAAUUACCAUCCUGAACAGGGUGGAGGGUGUGGGAAAGAAACCAAACGUGUUGGUUUGGUUUCUGUAUUUUUCAUGGUGAUUAACACACACACACACACACACACACACACAAAAUUAAAGGAGAUAAAAAGAGGCAGAGUGAGUAGAGAGCAGCCCUUGUCCACCACCUGGUUCCAGACCCGCUUCAGUCCUAGUCCUCUCUUUGUGGCUGGCCCCCAGCCAUCUCUUUCCUCUCUAGGGUACUUAGGGUAAACUGGGUCCUACCUGUUUAAGGAUCCUCGUCUGUAUACCUACUAGAAAGGACUCGGAAGUUGGAGCAGAUGCCUUUUUUUAGGUUAGCAGUUGACAGCAAGGAAAUGUCAUCUUAUUACCUGAGAAGACCAGUACUGGGAGUUGGGUAUGUUCUGAAGUUAUAUCCAGAUGUGUUUCCAGAUGUCCUGGGAUGUCUGUGGUUUGUGUGUCUGUGAAGGUGUAUAAUCUGUGUGAUAAAGAUGAAAAUGGAAGGAUUUUAAAAAAGAAUGAAAAUUAGAUACUUCCUUACUUGGAAGCCUUUCUGGUUUUAGUCCAAUGAUGGUUUCACCUUAAGUGUUUGAGCUUUGUCAUUGCUUGUCUCCCUGACAUGUGCCAGUUUGAGGACUCUCUGGUAUCCAGGACGAUUAGUUUAUGUCAGGUCCUCAAAUUGCCUCUGACUUGUUACCACAACAAAUCAUUUUGAUUUCAGUGCCUGUUGGGGACUUGAUUUCCUCUCUCUCUUUCAUCUGUCUGUCUUAAUGUGGCUCAUUUGAAAUCUCUUCGCUCAACCAUCCUACUAAAUUAUUGCCAAGAAGGGAAGAACACAUGAGGACUUGGGGUUCCUUCUGCUUGAAUGUCUUAAUGUCUACCACCUCACCUUGAAGGUACCUCCCUCCCUGGAUCUCUGAGCUGGCAGCCAGGAGGACCCAGCAGUUCUUGUACUGGCCCCUUUGUAGGGUCUUGCUGCCAGGGGUCAGGGAUGCUUUCCAGCUCGCAGCAACAGAACACUUGAUCUUAAGAGUCUCUUCUGGUCUUUGGAUUAGAAAAGGCUUUUGUUAGCAUAACUUAAGAACAACCUCAGAGACUUGAGCCCCACUAAGUGACUGACCACUGUUUAGAGUAUCUAGUAUCUGAUGUUCAUUCUUAUGUCCUUGUCUGUCAUGGUUCAACCAGUUUGGGGUUAUGCCUAGAGUUGUCCAAGGAACUAGACUGAUUGUCUGUAUCUGGCCCAGUGACGCUGCUCAUUGAUCUUAAUAGUAUGCCCCUCUGACCUUUCGUUUUCCCGUCCAAGUAGCAGUCAGGUUCUUGGUGUGACAGGGCUGAAAGAUUUCCUGUCAGCCAUAGUCCUGGCAACUCUGAAGCCAACCUUAGCAUCUAAGUGUCUGUCUUGAAUUCCCUGGAAACAUUUCUGCAGGAAAUUAAGCUUCCUUAUUUCCCUCCUUUCUCAUCACUGUCAUUCUUUUCCCAGCUACUAGGAAUUUUGUGGAUGGAAGGCAGCAGGAUUAGCUUCUGCUUGAAGGCUGGAGCAGGAUAGAAUCUCAGGCAAGGCCCAUUUUAUCAGAGUAUGUUUAAUUUUGAGUUUGUCUUUUGGAUAUGUUUUUAAAGAGCUCCAUGUAUUCGGACUGCUCAUUAUGACAAAUUAAGUAGCCUUGGGCUCAUGUUCUGGAUUUUGGCUCUUAAUGAGUUACUACAGGCCAGCAUUUCAUCCUAUGAGAGUUGUAGCCCUUUAUUUUUGCUGUGACUUAGGCCUCAGUAUUAGGAUAUUGAGUCAGGCAGCUGAACGGCUGUGGCCUGAGGCUGUAAUCAGAGGAACACUUUUUGGAGUGUUUCACAAAGCUCCCUGCUUUAAAGGAUGACAUCCUGUAUCCUUGAUUCUGGGACCACCUGCCUGGGGCAGUGGACAUCCUGACUGUUAAUUGGACUUCUAACAGUGGCUUCAGUCCCCAUUCCAUCACAACCCCCAAAGCCGUAGGCCACUGCCAGUACAAUUGACAAGACGAGGAAGGAAAACUUGCCGCCUCCAUUCUGCCUUGUUUGUUAGUUUGCCUGGGUCUCUCUGGGGAAGGAGGGGUCCCCGCCUCCUCACCUCAACCCAUCCCUUCAGUGACUCAGAGUCUCAGAAGGAAACUCUGGCUCCUUGGGCCAUUUCCUAAUGGUACUGUAAGCCAAGCAGCUUUGCUUCUGCCUCUGUUUCCAAGCCCACCCUUUUCCCCUGAGCUCAGGGGUAGGAACGGGCACUUUCCUCUUUGGUUGUGUCUCAAAGGAAGGAACAUCUUUCUAUGGCUCACAAAAGCUAAAGGGGAAAUAAGGAAACAGGAAGAAGUAUGGUGGGGGCUGGGGUAGAGGCCCCUGGAGCCAAGCCCACCCAGCUAAGAGCUGCCCAGGGCUGGUCACAGCUGGCUCAUGAUGCUGAACUUGAAAGCUUUUUUUUUUGGCUCCGCCAAGAUGAUAUAGGUACGUGAAGUUUAGUUUAAAGGGGUGGGAUGGGGCACUCUUUAUUUUAAUUUUCGUAUUGUGUGUGUCAAGAAUUACUCCGUAGUUCAUCUUUUGCUUUUUGCACUGUUUGUUCCCAUGCCUGUAUUUUGAGCUAGUGCUAGGACUGAGAGGCUGCACUGUAGGGAGUCUGACUGGGCUUGGGGAGGUGAUGAGUGAUGCUAGCUAGGGGUGGGGAAGGAGACAUCUGGGCUCUUCUACUGGAUCUAUGCUCUGUCCUAGGUUUUUUAGAUUCCCCUGAGCCCAGCUGGCCAAAGCCAAGAGCAGAAGGCCAAGGUGAAACUUCUUUCUGGGUGGGCCAUGCCAUGAUGUCUGCUGCAGAUGGGCAGAGAGGCUGCAGUGUAGCCAGCCAGCCUCUAAUGGGACAUUUUUAGACUCCACUCAUGCUGACUGAAUCAUUGUGCCAGGAAAUAAUUUGUGGGACCUAUGUCCCCUGAACCAGAUCCAUUUUUCUGAAGAAUCUCCGUUAUUGAGGAGAAGCUGCUCGGUGGAUACCUUGAGUUGUGGUGACUUGAAAGAUGGUCAUCUUCAAGUGUCAGUGGUGUUAGACUCCCCAGGAGGACCACCUGACCUGCAGGGCCACCCGUUGGUUUGAGAGUGUGAUCUUAUUCUCUUGUUCCCAUUGUUUGCCUAGGAAAUACUUGCCUGAAAUUGGGGAUCACAUGAGAGGUCACUUUAAAAAAAGUGGGGUAAAGUUUGAGUUAAGUUUACUUUCCCUUUUCUGUGCCUGGGAACUGUUUAAUCCAGUUUCAGAAUUGUGAUUUGACUUCUUUAUAUUUUUGGAGAAGCUUCUGUUUUAAGGAAUUUCUCUUCCUUCUUAUCCUUCAUCUACCUUCUCCUAGGAAAGCCUGGCCGUAGCUUCUAGAAUCUCAGUUGAACGUCAGAAAACAGCAGCAGUAUUUUUCCUUUCCUAGCACUUAUAUUACUUUCCUUAGAAAUCGGCUCACCCUGGGAAGCCCAGGGAAAGAAUCAGCAGGUUCUCUACCCUCCCUGGGGUUUGGGGAAGGACCCACCCCGGUCAGCACAGUGCCUUUUCCUCUCCUGCUCUGAGCCAGGGUGGGCAUUCCCUCUAAAUUCAGGUCCGGGCAUGGGUCUUUCAGUCCCUGCCAUGGGGCUGCUUCCCCAUCCCUUCUUCCCCCUCCCCUUUGCUGGCCGGCUCUGACCUAAUUCAAGUGUCUUCUUGCCUUGAGGAGCCUUAAUGGCAUCAAGUGGCAACAUGUAAUAUUGUCCUCCAGGCCUCUCCAAAAGGACCCAGGAGAGCAGAUGAGCUUUCCAAAGUGAGAGACUUAAUAGGUUCCCCUGUUUAAAAAAAGGGGGAGAUAUGCUUUGGGCCUCGUCCUGCUGUGGCCCUGAGGGAAAGAAGCCUGGGAUAAGGCUAAGUGACAGUGCAGAAGCAGAACCAGAAACACCACGGAUCUGUGCAGAAAUCUUAGAAGAAAUCUGCUUCUCUUCUAUGGAAAGAUAUAAUUUAGAGAUCAAAGAGCUCCAAGAAAAUUGCAAAGAAGCCUUAAUGUUCAAGCUUCCGAGGGCUCAGAGUAAUUGUUCUGUUUCAGCCUGAGUUAGGACUCUGUCGGUAUUGAGACCGCUCCCGGGGCGAGAGGGCUAGAUUUCCUCAUUUUGCUACAAGACUAGAUUGGCACCAAUGGGUCAGCUGCCCAGUGAGGGCAAGUCUCUUCUUUGUACACAGGUGGCUUGCUGCCGAUUUGUUUGGCCUCCCCCAGCUGCCUUUUGGCUAGCCCGCUUUAGGGUGCCAAAGCAUUUUGAUAAGAACAGAUAACUUGGGGACUGGCUGGGGUGGCAGGAAAAGAGCAGGAUAGAUCUCUUGGGACGGGUUACCCCCCAGGAGUAUAAAAGCAAGGAGCCAGGAUCGUGCUGGCAGCCAGGGAAACAAGUAGUGCCUGUUAGUUGGCAGAGAGGGCCUUGGCACCUCUCGCAUCCAGGCAGUCUUGUGAGAUACGGGGGGCACACAGCACCAGGCAAAGCAAAACUCCAUUCUCACCUCUAUUUUGAGCUUCAGUGCUUUACUUCAGUACGAGAAAAAACAACAACAAACUGAAGUGUGCUUUCCGUCCUUUCAAAGGACAACUGUCGGGAAAGGAGAGCCGAGCUGCCAGGUGGGAGGGGAGAAUUGGCAGGGAGAGACGGUACGGUAAAACCAGGAAUGAGACAUUCUUGACUCCUCUCUUCCCUGGUGUGUCAUGAUCCAGGGAAUGAAAAGAAAUUUGACCCUGGGUUAGUUUCCUCCGCUAAGUUCUCCCACGCUAGGACCAGCUGCCCAUUCUGAGCUCAGGGCAGCCUCUCCAACCAUUAACCUGGCUUGUCAGGGAGCCAACACUGCUACUCUAGAUUGGGCCUGGCGGCUCUGUUCUGUACUAGGUACUAGAGAAUAGUGUCAAGUUCUUCGUAGCCCUUUGUAGCUCCUACUUUAGAUUUCCAUCCUCUCCUUGCGGAAGUGAAACCAACUCUCUCUAGCUGCAACACACUUUUACAGUGGCACAGUGAGAUGUGAUUGAGGAGCUUUGAACCUGGCUGGCCCGGGAAAGCCAGUAGGGGUGGAUAGAGCUGCCUUCUUUUCCGGGCUGUCUCCACCUGUCCUUACCCCUUCCAUGCCCCACCCUAUUCCCACCAAAAAAAAAAAUCAGGAUGUUUUUCACUGUCCAUUGCUUUGUGUUUUAAUAAACAAUUUGCAGUGACACUCUGUGUUGGGAUUGAAUCUGAACUUGAUUGCAAAAGGAUGAAGUGAUGGGGUGUGAAAAGGGAGACCUAGGGGUUCACUUAUCUGCAUAGGGUGCUCCUGUGACCGGUCUAGGAGAUUGUGUCCCUUUAGUCCUGUGUCUCUUUUCUUUUUGGCGGGAUGUUUGGUUAAGGGAAUGAAGUUCUGCAAAACCCUGCCUGGCCAGUUCAACCAGCAGCACAUUCAAGGAAAAACAAACAGUUGUUUUGUUUUGUUUCUACUUUCACUGGAACACCAGGCCAUGACUGUCUAACUCCCAAGCACAACGAGCCUGUAGCUGCCUCUCUUCUCAUCUUUCCCUCAGCUUCCACCGUAGCCCAUGGACAGACUAAGCCAUUGGACAAUUUUCUCUACUUUCUCCUUUUCUGGUAUGUUGUCAUUGCUGAGUAUACAUUGGGAAGAGGCAGAAAGAGCAGGAAGGAUUUUUUUUUUUCCCUGUAACUUAUCUGCCACGUUUUACCACUGAGGAAACUCAAAAGGCUUCGGUAAUUUAUCGAAGUCAGUAAAUGGUCAAGCCAGGACUCAAACCCAGUCUAUGCCUGCAGAGCCCAUGUUCUUUCUAAGGCUAUAAGAACAUUACAGAUAUUCUUUAUUGAAUCUUCGAAAUGUGUAGGCACAGUGCCGGGCACUUUUACAGAUGUUAUCUCUGUUUAAUCUUAAGCAAACCAGUUGGUAUUAGCUUUUAAGAGGUAAAGUGACUUGCCCAGGGCUACACAGCUAGCGAAAGGCAGGCAGAGCUGGAAGUUUACAUGAGGAUUCUUGCUCUUAAUCAUUAUUCUCUAUUGCCUUCCAUUUCCCUAAAAUGCUCUGUGACAUGACUCCAGAGCCUACCUGCUGCAUUCCUCCAAGCAGGAUGGAGGCUGCUGGUUUUGGGAGCGAGAGGGAGAAUUUGGCCUACCUCCCUCAGUUACCCCUUGAAGGGCAGAAUUCAGCGCUCAGCUCUAAGAAUGAGGCCAGUGUUGAUGGAGUUGGUUCUCAGGGCCCAAAUAAGCCAGGAGGCCCACAGAGCCUCUUUUCUUAGUUUGAGACCACCCAUUACUGGAGUUCUUUACUAAUUCAGAUUUAGCUGUUACUAUUUCAAGUAGCAUUGCAUGAGCUGCCAAAUGGGGAAGAGACCUGAAGAAGCCCUGCUCUAGGGAGUUGCAGGCAGGGAAAUUGUCUGACAGAAGAUCUUGUGCCAAGUGCCGGGGGUUGGGUUAAACCACUCCUUGGGUCCAGAUAUUAAUCUCGCUAAGGAAAUCAGGCUCCCGGUUGGCUGGAGCCGAUGUGUCGGACCUUACUGCAUACUUGGUACCCCACCCUCCUUCAUCCCCCAUAGAGGAAGAGAGAUGAGUUUUUCCAACGUUUACUGGAAAUCUUGCUGCUUUAGCAGUGGGGAGGGGUCAAGGCAGAAAGGAGGUAGAGCGGGGAGGGUAUAGAGCAGGCUGGCCUCUGCGCUCUGGCAACCUGAGAUGGUAGACACCUCACUGCAACGCUCUGGCCCAAGAGUUGAAUGAGUUCUGUUUGCUGUUAGCCUCUUAUGUUAGUUAAAAAUAACCCCAUUUGCUUUUUGGCUUGGGCCUUGUACAAGGACACGCUCUCCUGGUUUUCCUCACUGUUUCCACUUGAAUUUAUCUGUUGAUUCUUCAAGGUCUGGUCCCCAGCUCAUUUCCUCUCAGCUCUGACUUGAGUGUUUUUUUUCAGCCACUGCAUUUUGCAUUCUAACUCCAUGGCUUCUACCUGCGCAGUGUGGCUGCCCUCAUCAGAGGGGUCCUGGAGAAAGAGGCCACUUAAGUAUACUACCUUAGUGACCAUUUAUGAGAUGCUGUCAUAGUGCUUUUCGUUGCUGUUUUUCAUCUCCCCUCAUAAUAACCCUAGGAAAGAUGUGUGACUAGCUUGGUUUAUAAAUGAGGAGACGGGCUUAGAAGGGAUAAAUGACCUGCCCAAAGUGACAUAGCUGAUAAGUGACAGAGUGAAGACUGGAACUCGGUCCUGUCUCACCACAGGCUAAAUUCCUGGAUGUGGAAUUGUAGGCAAAGGGGUUAAUACAUUUGAAUACAUUUGUCAUCAUCCCUAGUAAAGGAAAGCCUUUGCUCUUACUGUCAUGAUGUACUGUUCUUAAAAAGGAAACUUUUGAAUGUAGAUAACUGAUGAAGGUGAUGGUUAACAUGGAGGUUUAUGAUAAUCUUUCUCUGAAAAAGAAAGUAACCUUUUAAGACAGUGAUAUAAAAUGCAUAAGUACAUUUUAAAAAAUUGUAUGGAUGCAAAAUGUGAAAACUCAUUCCUACUCCUCUAAUCCCUAGAGGAUAAUACAGGUGACAGUUUGGUGUCUA
Molecule: messenger RNA, 8600 nt
Organism: Pteropus alecto (black flying fox)
Lineage: Eukaryota; Metazoa; Chordata; Mammalia; Chiroptera; Pteropodidae
Gene: MLEC
Product: malectin
Exons: 5
Coding region: 175-1044 (289 amino acids)
Cellular component (GO): membrane
Molecular function (GO): carbohydrate binding
Source: RefSeq, a predicted model, not a curated record